This is a messenger RNA of Falco peregrinus (peregrine falcon), 3391 nucleotides long. Its product is annotated as C-type lectin domain family 4 member E-like. Gene Ontology annotation, cellular component: external side of plasma membrane. NCBI's taxonomy places the organism in Eukaryota, Metazoa, Chordata, Aves, Falconiformes, Falconidae. Gene Ontology annotation, biological process: immune response; biological process involved in interspecies interaction between organisms. The transcript is spliced from 5 exons. The coding region runs from base 1995 to 2840 and encodes 281 amino acids. Gene Ontology annotation, molecular function: carbohydrate binding. The record is from RefSeq and is a predicted model, not a curated record.
AAUGCAUUCUCAUUUUGGGGCAUCUGUGGUGCAAUUCAGUUCUGUUCCCCAGCAUGAUGGCUGGGAACUUUUUAAAAUGUCACUUGGGAUUCUCUCACUGCGCUGCGCAUCCAGUAGCUAGUGUUUUCUGGUAGCUCAUACCUUCUACAACAACGCCAGCAAGCACACGUAUGGACCUUCUUUCCAAUGCAACAGAGCUGUUGAAUGGUUUGACCCUGCCUGCAGUCUGCUGUGCACGAAACAACAUACUCAGGGGGUAUUACAGUUUCGGCUUGUCCUCAUUUGUAACCACUUCUGUGCCCUGUCCUUUUGAGACUUCAACUGAUAUGCUUGUGCUAUUGCUUUAGCUAUCCCCUUCCUUCCUCAGUGCAACCAUGGAUGCCUCUUCACAGGGAGAAACUAGCUGAUGGAACAUAGAAGAGCAAAGGCUGCAUACCUACCCCAGUCCAUUUAGAGUACGAUGUGAUCCAGCAGGGAUUCUUUAUCCUUAUGGACGCUUUAUCUUGCAGGGUUUUGAACCAAGUCACCAUGGGCAGUGCUAGAACCACCAUGUAUGGCCGUGCCUUUUGUGGUGGUGACCAGGUGUAACUUCUUCAUCUGUAAUGCACAGGAAUUCUGGCACCAUCUAGUGAUCCUUUCUGACUUCCAGCUCCAUAAGGACAGGCCACACGCAACCCCUCCACUCAAAGCUCUAUCCUCUUAUCCUGAGUAAUUAAAACCAGUGUUGGCAAGUUCUUUGUUGUGCUCUGGGUUACAGGGCUCAAGCUUCACGUGGGGACUUGCCCAGACUGAGUCACAGAUACACUUUUCUUCUGUUUUUUGACUCCUAUUUGCAGGACAUUGUGAGUGGGUUUAGCCCUUUGCUAGCAAAUACCAACAGUAGAGGCAUUUUCACACACAUAGUCACCAGGAAAGAACAAACACCGGUUAAGGCCAGUAUUAUGUCCUCUGAAACGGCUUUAAUAUGUGAAAAAGGAGGUUCCUUGAGCUGGAAUGGUACUACUCUUCAUCUGUUUUCAUUUGCCUCUAAGUUUCCGUGUUGCAACGAGCAUCUUGUGAAAUGUUCUGGCAGAGAAACAAUGAAAAUUCCCCCAUCUCCAUGUGCUGUGGGAACACCCAGGACAUGACUUUUUCUGCACACUGGAUUACAAACUGCGAAGGCUUCUCACCAGUGUGGGAGCUGCCUUAGCGCAGUCUUCUGUGCAGAAAGAGGGCUGUAUUCGUAGUGAUACUGGUAAUGCGGACUCCUGAAGAGUGAUACUGUGAUAGUGAUAAUGAACCGCCGAGGGAGAGCCAGUCCCAGAACCGCAGGUAACCACAAAGCCUUCCUUUCUGUCCUGCUGUAGCAGAAGGAGGAGGGUGGGUGAAUAUACAGGAGCAGGAUAGAUAAUGGGCAUGGAACAGUGGCUGGCCUCAUACCAGGAGAAGGGGCUUAGGACAAGAGCAGAGCAACAGAUGAUGGAACUGGGGAGCGCUCAGGCUGGGGGAAUGAAUUUUUUGCCAGAGGGAAUGAAGGUCCAGGCAGGCUACGGUCUGCCAUCCUCUUCAGUGGCUUUUCUGUAAACAAUGGGACUGAAGAGUGCUAUCCUAUUGUUAUCCAGGUAAAAUUAUCUACACCAAGCUAAGCACAAGUCACUGCUCCCAUCUCUGGUGUCUCUAAGGAGAACCAAGGGCUCUCCCAAGAGCUUCAAAGUGCUCAUUCUCCCUGUGGAAACAACCUGUUCUGCGUGUCUGCCUCUGCAGACACUAAGCUGGACAGUCACUCCUUGGAGUGACUAUGUGCUAUUGCAUAAAAGGGCUUGGGGACAGAGCCGGAAUAAAGGUAGCUGAGAGAAAGAAGCUCUGAAGAGAGGGAGGUACAGCAAGAGCAUUCAGUGAAAGACAGGGGUGAUGGAGGGCAACAGGGUAGAUGUGUUGAGGAGAAAGGAGGCGCGGCAGGAUGAAGCAAGUGUAGUUUGGGAAGAGUAUAGGCAGGGCUUGUGGUAAAAAGUGAAAUGAAAGAGCAGUUUCAGGGCAGCGCCUGUUUUGCUCUACUCUGUGGGUCUGACCCACUGCUAAUGAUGGGCAGCAGGACCUCAUUACAGCACCUGUGGGGCUCCCAGUCCUUGGCACGAGGGUGCCAGCAGGCUGUUGGGGUACAGACCCACCUGAGUUAUCCUGCUGGCAGCUCUGGGCUGGGGGAUUCCACUCUUGCCUUGUGUUUUUCAGCCCCGACAGAAGGAAGAAGCUGCUCCUGGCUGAACCCCUGGGUCUUCCUUGUUUCUGUCCUUGUCAUCAAAGUUGCCUUUGUAAUCAUCUGCCUUGCUGUUUUCCUUCAUGGAAGCUAUGGCCAAUACAAGACUCUGCUCCAGAACGCUACAGAGUGGCAUUGUGUCCCCAAUGUAUCUGCAGGCAAAAAGGAGGUCUGGAUGUGCUGCCCCAAGGGCUGGAAGCGCUUUCAAGGAAGCUGCUAUUACCUGUCCACUGAUGUGAUGUCCUGGGAUGACAGUAAGCAGAACUGCACUGGGAUGGGCUCCCACCUGGUGGUGAUCAACAGCGAAGCCGAGCAGGAGUUCCUCUUCAACCUGGCAAAAGGAGUAUUUAGUAACGCCUAUGAAACAAAAUACUACAUAGGUUUGACCGCUUACAAAAAUGGGCAAUGGCAGUGGGUGGAUCAGACUCCAUAUAAUAAGGCAGCCACGUUCUGGAAACCCAGGGAACCCAAUUUGCUCUUUGCAGAAAAAUGUGCUGCAAUUCAUGUCAAGGGUAACAAAGAUUCCAGCACCUACAGUAACUGGAAUAACAUCCUUUGCUUCACAAGUUGCUAUCGAAUUUGUGAACAGGCAGUCAAAUUUGUCUGAGGAAGGAAACUCCACUUUGGAUGAAGGACCUGAAGGACUAUCUUUGAGAAAGGGCAGCUCACAAGAAAGCUGCUGAAAAGCUGGCCUGAGCUCACGCAGAUGCUUUACCUUGUGAUGUAGGGUGAGCAAGCCAGCCACAGAAUCCCAGCUCCGAAGGCUGUCAGUUUGCAGCCUGUGCCCCUGCAUCUCUUUCCAAGCUGCAGAUCAGUCCUGGAUGAAAUUGCUUGGGCUGAUGUCAAGGACCUGUUGUGUCCUUUUCACUGUCCUCCUUCACAGAUGUGUGCUCUGAUCCUCCAGUACUUUUCCUUGACUUCUUGUCCAGUUGAUCUCUCAAUGAUGCAGAAAGACCCUCUCCGUUUCAUGAAAGGACACUGGUCCUGCAAAUCCCUGGAGCAGAAUUUGAAAGAAGAGCAUUCAGUGCAAUGUGCUUUGCCCACUCCUGAAGGGAACAGUUAUUCAUGGCUUAUCUGUACGUUUCCUUCUUCUUUCAGCAUAUUCUCUGUUGAUAAAUUAAAAAAAAAAGUAUCAAUAAAUGUUAAUUCUGCUCUUUG